AUGUCUACCCUGCUUGAAUAUCUUUCUGUCGCUGACCCCAGUUUGGAUAGAACCAAUGUCAAAACAGGAUCUAAUUCGUUUAAUAGAGACUGGGAAGAUUUGGAGGGCAUUGAGGAAUGGACAGAUUUUAUUUAUGACAACUUAAUUGCUAUGCUCGGUGAUGUCCUCGCUCGGCCAUACCAGCAACAUGAAUUUGAUCCUCCGGCACCAGUUCAACGCUCUGCUUGUUGUAUCAUCAAUGAACCAACUGUUACUGCCGUCCUCUUGAAAUGGAAUCAUACUAUUGUUGACUGCGCUCUGGAGCUAGCAUCCAAGGCAUCAGCUACCAUGCCGGCGAUAUCGUGGACUUUGGGCAAUCACACCGGCCUUUGUGGCGAGACUGUUCUGCCGGACUGGGCUGGAAUUUAUUCUAACAUGCCUUUUCCCCCCAGCAAUCGGGUUCCGGGUGAUACCAAAGUGUCUGGGAAGUGGAACACGGAUCAGCAACACGACCCGCUCCACUCAAAAAGAGACGAGUUUCAUAAACCACUCCGUCAAGUGGUUCAUUACGCGAAACUGUUCAACACAAGAUACGCAUAUGUCAUAUCAGACAAAGAAUUAGUGUGCAUCAGAAGAACAGUAUCGGAAUAUGAAGGGGUUCCACUGGCUGCUGGCCGCACAGCGCGUAUCAGUCAGCCUUCUGCCACUCCAAGCAGACGACUGGAUCGGCUUCCACAAGACCCCACAACACCUUCACCUAGAACAGAUUCAAGUCCGCCGUUCCGGGUGGUGAUUCCACAUGCGCAGUCUCAGCGGAGGGACGAACAAUAUCUUACCCCAGAGCGUAGAACCAGAGUUAGACAAGACAGUGUUGUUUCUACCCGCUCUGCAUUGUCAAAUAUGUCACUUGAUUCUCCCAAUUUGCUGCUGUCAUCACCAAGCAUUAUAAGAUCCCCCCCUUCUGCCUAUACUGAUGGUGGAAACCUGGAUGUGAAUGAAGGCAAUGUCCAAAUAGCUGUGAUCCCGUGGGGUGAAAGCAGACCAAAUCACCUAACUGUCAACCUUGCGCUCUUCUGGCUUCACAUCUUGGCAGGUUGUGAUAUUAACUUGCAACCAUCAUAUCCUCCCCUUGGAAAGAACCUGGCUGUGACCUAUGGUAUGCAUUCCUGCGACAGUUUUCUUCGCCCGCCAUUACUGAUCAUUUCCUCACAGGACUUUGCACUUGAGUACUUCUUGUGGAAGUAA
This is a messenger RNA of Blastomyces gilchristii SLH14081, 1224 nucleotides long. RefSeq lists its product as uncharacterized. Bases 1 to 1224 code for a protein of 407 amino acids. The transcript has a single exon. The record is from RefSeq and is a predicted model, not a curated record. NCBI's taxonomy places the organism in Eukaryota, Fungi, Ascomycota, Eurotiomycetes, Onygenales, Ajellomycetaceae.